Molecule: messenger RNA, 2705 nt
Organism: Beta vulgaris subsp. vulgaris (sugar beet)
Lineage: Eukaryota; Viridiplantae; Streptophyta; Magnoliopsida; Caryophyllales; Amaranthaceae
Product: exocyst complex component EXO84C
Exons: 8
Coding region: 115-2445 (776 amino acids)
Biological process (GO): intracellular protein localization; Golgi to plasma membrane transport; exocytosis
Cellular component (GO): exocyst
Source: RefSeq, a predicted model, not a curated record
GAAUUUUCAAAAAAAAAUAAAAUAAAAAUGGAGGAGUUGAAAAAUGGAAAGAGAAGGAUGAACCAUUUUUUCUAGUUCAUCGAUAAAGGCAUUAUUCCUGAAGCUGGUAGCAGCAUGGAGAGCAGCGACGAAGACGAAGAUUUCUCUUGCCAUAUAGGCAUUAUUCCCCAGUCAAAGAUUAACUCUCUCCAUCAAUCCCACACUGAAAAGGGAAUCAGAAAAUUGUGUUGUGAGCUGUUGGAUCUGAAGGAUUCAGUGGAAAAUUUAUGUGGAAAUACAAGGGCAAAGUACUUGGCUUUUCUGAGGUUAUCUGAAGAAGUAGUAGAAAUGGAGCAUGAAUUGAGUGAGUUGAGAAAGCACAUUUCAGCCCAUGGAAUUCUUAUACAGGAUCUGGAGAGUGGAGUCUUUUGUGAAAUAGACGAGUGGAUCAAAGCAGGCAACCAGGAAGAUGUACCUGAAUCGCAAAUUUCUGAGUUUAAUGACCUGUCUUCUAAAGACGACUUUGAUGUGAAGAAAAUCUUCUUGGAAGAUAUUGAUAUCCUCUUGGCUGAGCACAAAGUGCUAGAUGCACUAGAAGCCUUAAAUAUGGAGGAGAAAAGCUCACCGGAACUAAGAAGUGCCGGAGAUAUGAACGUGCCCUAUAAAUCUGAGUUCCUGAAAAGGAAGGCUAGUCUUGAGGAUCAGCUUGUUAAAUUUAGUGCUCAGCCUUCAGUUGGUGAUGUUGAGCUGAAGCAAGCUCUAUCUGGUUUGCAGAAACUUGGAAAAGGAUCAAUGGCUCAUCAGAUACUGCUCAAAAAAUAUGCUUCACGCCUCCAAAAAAGAGUCGAGGCUUCUGUUCCAUUAUGUUCCCUUUACUUGGAAACAUAUCCCGCUACUUUUUCCAAAAUUAUAUUUUCGUUCAUCUCUUUGGCUGCAAAAGAAUCUCAUUCUACUUUUGGUGAUGAUCCUGUUUACACAAACAAAGUGGUCCAAUGGGCAGAGGAGGAAAUUGAAUCUUUUGUGCGGUUGGUCAAGGAGCAUGGUCCUCUAUCCGAGACAACCACUGCACUGCGUGCAGCUAGUGUGUGUGUUGAGGCUAGCUUAAGGAAUUGUACAAUCCUGGAAGUACAGGGUAUAAAGCUCUCCAAGUUGCUUAUGGUACUUUUGAAGCCAUAUAUGGAAGAAGUGUUAGAGAUGAAUUUUAGAAGAGCUAAACGAGUAUUUUUGGACAUCACUGAAAAUGAUGGAUGUCUUCUGUUGUCUCCUCGUUUUUUUUCUCCUUUGUCAGUAUUUGCUUCCUCGUCAGAUGAUGUACUCAUUAGUAGUGGACUGAAGUUUAUAUCCAUUAUCAAAGAUAUAGUUGAACAGCUGACACCCUUGGCCAUUUUACAGUUUGGAGCAAAUCUUUUGGGUAGAGUUGUUCAGCUAUUUGAUUGCUAUGUAGACCUUCUAACAAAAGCUUUACCUAGUCCUUCAGAGGAUGAUGGCAUUACAGAGCUAAAGGAGGCUCUGCCCUUUAAAGCUGAGACAGAUUCACAACAAAUUGCAGUUCUGGGUGUUGCUAACAGUGUUGUGGAUGAUUUACUACCUAUGGCAGUGUCAACAAUUUGGAAUGUUAAAAUGGAGACUCAUGAUCCAACGAUUGGGUCCCAUGAAAGCAUCUCGCCCAUAGGAGGUCAUGCUAUCGAGUUCAAGGACUGGAGACGUCAGCUUCAGCAUUCUCUAGACAAGCUAAGGGAUCAUUUCUGUCGGCAAUAUGUUUUGACCUUCAUAUAUUCAAGAGAAGGUAAAGCACGACUUGAGGCCAGAAUCUAUGUUGAUGGAGAAGGGGAGGACUUCCUUUGGAGCUCAGAUCCGCUUCCUUCACUUCCAUUCCAGGCUUUAUUUGCAAGGCUACAGCAAUUAGCAACAGUUGCUGGGGAUGUAUUGCUCGGAAAGGAAAAGCUUCAGAAAGCUCUGCUGGCGAGACUGACUGAAACAAUAGUCAUGUGGUUGUCUGCUGAACAGGAAUUUUGGAGUGUGUUUGAGGAUGGGUCAGUGCCAUUAAAGCCAUUUGGUUUGCGGCAGUUGAUCCUCGAUAUGCAUUUCACUGUCGAAAUUGCACGAUUUGCGGGACAUUCAUCGAGACAGGUGCUCCAGCUAGCAUCUGGAAUUAUUGCCCGUGCUGUCAAAACCUUUGCUGCAAGAGGCAUUGAUCCUCAGAGCACGCUUCCUGAGGACGAGUGGUUCUCUGAAGCUGCCAAGGCAGCCAUAAAUAAACUCUUGCUUGUGGCUUCUGGGUCAGAAGCUUCAGAAACAGAAGAGCAUGCCGUGUUACACCAACACAUUGUGUCAGAUUCUGAGGACUCGAUUUCGUGCGCUUCAACAGCAGAUUCCUUUCAUUCUUUUGUCUCAGCAGAAACAGAUCUGGACAGUCCUUCACAUGUUAGCCCUUCGCGUGUUAUUGAGCCAGUACUCUUUUCUUGAGGACAAGAGUGAACCUGUGUAUUAAAAAAUAGAGCUUCAGUGAGAUAGUGCAUCUACCAAUGGGGUUAGGUAGUUAGUCAGUACUCUUUCCUUGAGGACAAGACUCACAAGAGUAUGAACCAGGUAUAUAAUUUAUUGGGCAAGUGUACACUAUCAAUACUCAAGCUCCUUAUUGAAUGAGGCGCAAGGUUUUAGCAGCUGUUUACCCCACACACAACGUAUACACACUCUGGAUAUCGAUUUUUGUAGUGUUCUGUAGA